Molecule: messenger RNA, 402 nt
Organism: Leptosia nina
Lineage: Eukaryota; Metazoa; Arthropoda; Insecta; Lepidoptera; Pieridae
Source: the annotation of a GenBank genome assembly
AUGACUUAUUUUGGCAAAGUGUUUACUCUUGAAAGAAACGAAAAUUUUGAAGAGUUUAUCAAUAGUGUGGGUCUGCCAUCAGAAAAGGCUGAACUAUCUACGAAGACUAAACCUUCCUUGAAGUUAGAAAAGGAUGGCGAUACUUACACUCUAACUGCUUUCUCUGAAAACUUUAAGCGAGAGAUCAAGUUUAAAAGCGGCGUUGAAUUCGACGAAGAGAUAGUACCGGGGACAAAGGUGAAGUCUACCAUAACUGCGGAAGGUGAUAAGCUAACUCAUGUGCAGGAGACAGCUGACGGAACUGCUACGUAUGUGAGGGAAUUCUCAGACAAGCAAGUAGUUGUUACUCUAACGAACACUAAAUGGAACGGUGUAGCGCGGAGAUACUACAAAGCAAUUUAA